This is a messenger RNA of Zeugodacus cucurbitae (melon fly), 2838 nucleotides long. RefSeq names its product protein halfway. Gene Ontology annotation, cellular component: plasma membrane. Lineage: Eukaryota; Metazoa; Arthropoda; Insecta; Diptera; Tephritidae. The record is from RefSeq and is a predicted model, not a curated record. The coding region runs from base 74 to 2722 and encodes 882 amino acids. Gene Ontology annotation, molecular function: protein binding. The transcript has 11 exons.
UAGAGGAUCCUCUACAAUCUUAAAUAGUUGGUAUGAUUCGUUAAAUGUUUCAGUAGCCGUUUUGAAUUCGAAAAUGCAUUACAUUAAAGCAUCUGCUGGAAUUAAGCUUAAAGCCAACCGAGGGCUUCGGUAUAUAUGGGAUGGAAACAAUACGCAUCGAUCCGGACCGCUUUUAUAUGAGCCAACUCAAUCACACCUUCUUUUCGUGGUUAUAUGUUUGCUCUGCUGGCCAGGGUUUUACGCACUACCACAUCCCGCUGAGGAAUUACCAAUGACCUUUCCACAAGAGCCAAAUGGAGUGAUCGAAUACCAUCCGCAGUGCUUCUAUGCCGAGGAAGAAUUAUGUGACAAAACUCUAUCGAAUUGGCAACAACAAACUUACGAUCAGCACACACGCUUAGGCACGUGUCAUUGUCGGCCAUACACCAAUAUGCCGACAUCAUGGUAUUGCUGCAACAUCACACACAUGUCAAUGAUCUCAUCCUGCAGCAACACAACCACCUGGACGAAUCUGCAUUUACGCAAUGUCACAUUGCCCGAAUUGGAUCUGUCGAAUUUCCUCUAUCAGAAACUACAAUCCCUCGCAAUCACCGACGGUAAAAUCACCAAAUUGGUGGGUAGCUUUUCACGAUUUUCCUCCAUCAAGUGUCUGAAUGUAUCCAAUAAUAACUUGUCGGAAAUUACUCAACGUGGUUUAAUACCGCCAACGUUGAAAGUGCUGGACAUAUCAAAGAACAAUUUGACGAGCAUACCGAACUUUAAUCAAAAUCAAAAUAUAACCGUGGACGUGAGUGGCAACAACAAUUUAGUUUGUUAUGACAUGUACAAAUCCAUUUUUAGUGACUCGCUCAAAUUCGUCAAUCAGCAAAAUUCAUAUUGUUUGCAUAAUGCAAAUUUUGGUUGGUUCAAUUCAACCGAAUUGAUAUCCAUGAAAGAACUGGUAAAAAUGCGAUCGUCGAACACGGAUUGUCCCAGCAUACCAGGUUAUGGCAACUGUACUUGCAAAUACGAAUACCUGUUGGCCACAUUAUCGAUCAUAUCAAAGGUCGACUGCUCCAACCUUGGUCUCAUUGAGCUGCCACCAAAGCUACCAGAAAACACUUUCUCGCUGAAUGUUUCGAAUAAUAAGAUUACAAGUAUUGGUAAACACUUUCAUACGAAUCCAACCUAUCGUAACUUAAUUGACUUAAUUGCGGACAACAACAAUAUUUCGAAUAUAUACGAUUUCGAAGGAACCGCCUUUAUGGAUCACUUCCAAAAGCUUUACUUACGCAACAAUGCGAUCAGCAGUCCAACUCAAUCCCACCUUCUUUUCGUGGUUAUAUGUUUGCUCUGCUGGCCAGGGUUUUACGCACUACCACAUCCCGCUGAGGAAUUACCAAUGGCCUUUCCACAAGAGCCAAAUGAAAUGAUAGACUUUCAGCCACCUUCGCCACCAACCUUAUCGCCCUUACCAAAGAUUGACUUACCGACAGCUGACUCUGAGAUAAUCGAAUACCGCCCGCUGUGCUUCUAUGCCGACAAAGAAUUAUGUGACAAAACUCUUUCGAAUUGGCAACAACAAACUUACGAUCAGCAGACACACUUAGGCACGUGUCAUUGUCGGCCAUACACCAAUAUGCCGACAUCAUGGUAUUGCUGCAACAUCACACACAUGUCAAUGAUCUCAUCCUGCAGCAACACAACCACCUGGACGAAUCUGCAUUUACGCAAUGUCACAUUGGCCGAAUUGGAUCUGUCGAAUUUCCUCUAUCAGAAACUACAAUCGCUCGCAAUCACCGACGGUAACAUCACCAAAUUGGUGGGUAGCUUUUCACGAUUUUCCUCCAUCAAGUGUCUGAAUGUAUCCAAUAAUAACUUGUCGGAAAUUACUCAACGUGGUUUAAUACCGCCAACGUUGAAAGUGCUGGACAUAUCGAAGAACAAUUUGACGAGCAUACCGAACAUUAAUCAAAAUCAAAAUAUAACCGUGGACGUGAGUGGCAACAACAAUUUGCUUUGUUAUGACAUAUACAACUCCAUUAUUAGUGACUCUCUCAAAUUCGUCAAUCAGCAAAACUCAUAUUGUUUGCUUAAUUUCACUUUUCGUUGGUUCAAUUCAACCGAAUUGAUAUCCAUUAAAGAACUGGUAAAAUUGCGAUCGUUGAACACGGAUUGUCCCAGCAUACCUGGGUAUGGCAACUGUACUUGCAAAUACCACACAUUAUCGGGCGAUUUAGAGGCGACAACAAAAACCAUAACAGAAGUUGAUUGCUCCAACCUUGGUCUCAUUGAGUUGCCACCGAAACUACCAGAAAACACGUUCUGGCUGAAUGUUUCGAAUAAUAAGAUUACAAAUAUUGGUAAACACUUUCAUACGAAUCCAACCUAUCGUAACUUAAAUUACCUAAUUGCGAACAACAAUAAUAUUUCGAAUAUAUACGAUUUCGAAGGAACCGCAUUUAUGGAGCACUUCCAAAGGCUUUACUUGCGCAACAAUGCGAUCAGUAGUAUCCCCGAGUAUUUCUUGAGCAACGUAUUGGAUAAUCAUGAUGACGGACGCAUUAUCUUUCUCGGCGGCAACGAAUUGAAAUGUGACUGUAAUUCAGCUAAAAGAUUGAAGUAUUGGCUGUUAGAGCACAAUCGUGACAUCCCUGAUUAUAAUAGUAUCAGAUGUCGAAAUCUACCACAAAAUGUUAUGGAAUUGCGUGAGGAGAAACUAUGCCAGUCACCACACGAUUGACCCUAAUGACUUGUUACUGUUCUUUUUUUCAAUUUGAUUCUUUUUUUUGCUGUAUGCUGUAAAUUUAAAGAUUUUUUGGCAUUCAAUAAAGUUUGCCUGACUUUCUUUCACUUUUA